UCCUCUCCUCUCCUCUCCUCUCCUCCUCGUCUUCUAUCCUGUCUUCCUCCUCUCCUACUAUGUGAAUGUAGGUUACAGGGUUUAGCUGGCAGCCGGAAGCUGAGAUCAGCUGAUGGAGGAAGAGCUGAAAAAAAGGUGAGCCAUCUUCCCCCGGCAGACGGAUACGGACUCGGAGCUUUCGCGCAAGACCUACUAGAAAAACAAGGAGGAUGUCGGUGUCAUUCGAAGGCGACAGGCGGGUUUUAAAAGGCCAGGACAACCAGAGGAAACCGUGCAGGAAUUAGGAAGGAGCAGUUCUGACAGAGGAAUAUAGCAGCUGUUAACGUUCGACACAAAAGCCUCUAACAUCAUUAACAAAGGACGGAAAACCAGCAGGGAUUAAUAUCGAAAUAUGGAGCAGUUGUAAGCUGUUUAAAUACAGGAGGACGGCUACGCGACGACGCUUCCGGUCGCCGCAGUUCACGGAGUGCAGCAGAAGCCUAGCCUGUAAACAAACAGCUAGCUUUAGUUAGCCGACUUCUGGUUAGCACUCAGCUGCUAAUGUACACAGCUUAUGUACGGUAGCAGGACUGAAGUACAGAAAACCGACAUAAACGGAAACAAACUGCUGCCAACUAAAUUUAGUCUCAGUGUUGCUGUCUCGAGCGGCUGGUGUUUGUUUGUCUUUUCCAUGUUUGCAUUUAUUAUUGUAACAUUAGCGUGUAAGCUAACGCGUACAGUUAUUUUCUGUAGCUUCCCUUUGUAAUAAGAACUGAGCGUUAAACGCGACCCAGCAUCGGGCUGAUUUCGCCUGAACACGUCAUAUAUUUCAGUAAUUAGUCAUGACACUUGUGAUUGACAUGAACCGGGAUGUUUUCUGUUAGCACGGUGCAGCUGAUUGGAUGAAAGGAGAUGGGGAUGAAGGAAAACAACUUUCUGAUUCCCUGAGAGUGAAAUGAUAGCUCUGUCCCUGCUGAAGGUUGAAAAGCUUCCUGACGAGUAAGACAUCACGACUGCAGAGUGUGAACUGACAUCGCUGGUGUCAUGAAAUUGUUGGCCUUUUAAGGCAGGAGUUUUUGGUACAGUCAGCCAAACGUGGAGUGCAGUUAAAUGCAGCCUUGGUCUUUAGAUAGAAGGUAGGACUCUGACAUAUAGACACAUUGUCAGUGUAGUUUCUUAUUGUAAAUAAAUUUAAGUUUGAUCGCUCGAGCACAACUCGAUUAGUGUUUCUGUCAUGUAGCUAUGCUUGGGGCCAAGUGGUGAGCUGUCAGGCUGUGUUUUGGAUGCUCUUUCCCUGACCCUGAACCUGACCCCUCCAGAUCUGAACCGUCCUGGAGUUUGCUCCUCAGUCCUCUGGACUUUCUGUAGCGCGAAGCCACAGCCGUCUAGAUUCUAAAAUCAUCCAGAAAAGUUGAUGUGAUGGAACUGAUGUUUGCUGAGUGGGAGGAUGGGGAGAGGUUCUCCUUUGAAGACUCAGACAGGUUUGAGGAAGACUCCCUGUGCUCCUUCAUCUCCGAAGCCGAGAGCCUCUGCCAGAACUGGAGAGGAUGGAGGAAGCAGUCCGCCGGGCCCAACUCCCCGACCGUCAAGAUUAAAGACGGCCAGGUGACUCCCCUGGUGGAGUUAUCGGCGAAGCAGGUAGCUUUCCACAUCCCGUUCGAGGUGGUGGAGAAGGUGUACCCCCCAGUCCCGGAGCAGCUCCAGCUCCGUAUUGCCUUCUGGAGCUUCCCAGAGAACGAGGAGGACAUCAGGUUGUAUUCCUGCCUGGCUAAUGGCAGUCCAGAUGAGUUCCAGCGUGGAGAGCAGCUGUACAGGAUCAGAGCCGUCAAAGACCCUCUUCAGAUCGGCUUCCAUCUCAGCGCUACUGUAGUGUCCAGUCAGUCUGGUCAGUCUAAAGCAGCCUACAACGUGGCUGUCAUGUUUGACCGCUGCCGCAUCACUUCCUGCAGCUGUACGUGCGGCGCCGGGGCAAAAUGGUGUGCCCACGUUGUCGCUCUCUGCCUUUUCAGAAUACACAAUGCUUCAGCGGUCUGUCUGAGGGCUCCGGUGUCAGAGUCUUUAUCCAGGCUGCAGAGGGACCAGCUCCAAAAGUUUGCCCAGUACCUCAUUAGUGAGCUGCCUCAACAGAUCCUACCUACAGCCCAGCGUCUGCUGGACGAGUUGCUGUCUUCUCAGUCUACAGCCAUCAACACUGUGUGUGGAGCUCCAGAUCCGACAGCAGGGCCUUCAGCAUCUGAUCAGAGCACCUGGUAUCUGGACGAGUCGACCCUCAGCGAUAACAUUAAAAAGACUUUGCACAAGUUCUGUGGGCCCUCUCCUGUCGUGUUCAGUGAUGUGAACUCCAUGUACCUGUCCUCCACUGAGCCUCCGGCAGCUGCUGAGUGGGCGUGCCUGCUGCGCCCUCUGAGGGGCCGGGAGCCAGAGGGCAUCUGGAACCUUCUGUCCAUCGUCAGGGAAAUGUUUAAGAGGCGAGACAGCAACGCCGCGCCACUGCUGGAGAUCCUCACUGAACAGUGCCUUACCUAUGAGCAGAUCAUCAGCUGGUGGUACAGCGUCAGAACCUCGGCGUCCCACAGCAGCGCCAGCGGCCACACGGGGCGCAGCAACGGCCAAUCAGAGGUGGCGGCUCACGCCUGCGCCAGCAUGUGUGAUGAGAUGGUCGUCCUGUGGAGGCUGGCUGUGCUUGACCCCACCAUGAGCCCCACCAGGCGGUUGGAGCUGGCUAGUCAGCUGAAGCAGUGGCAUCUGAAAGUUAUAGAGAUCGUGAAACGAGGACAACAUCGAAAGUCGCUGGAUAAACUCUUCCAGGGCUUCAAGCCCGCUGUGGAAUCCUGCUACUUCAACUGGGAGGUGGCUUAUCCGCUGGAAGGCAUCACCUACUGCAGCGCAGACAAGAAGAACAGCCCGUUCUGCUGGCCCAGGGCCAUGCAGUUUCAGAGGGGGCUGAAGGCUGUGGGCGGCGAGCCUUCUGAAGGAGGAGCAGCGAGCAAAGCAGAGGGCGGAGUGGUGCUGGACUACAAAGGAAGGGGGACCGGCCAUUUCUCCCAGCAGGAGGUGGCUGUGAGACCAAAGGAGACUAUUCUGAGCAAACGGAAAGGUUUGUCACUGAGUGGAGGAGGAGGGAUGCUGGUCCGGCUGGGGGGGAGUGUCUCUCUGACUUUAGAGGACGGUGGGGGGAAGUGCAUGUAUAAAGGAGCUGCUUCCUCCUCGGGAGGCAAACUGAAGCUGACCCAGGGAGGAGGGAAGGUUCCGUCGGCUGGAGGUCCAGGGAGCAGCGGAGGGCUGGGAAGCGGUAAGCAUGCCAGCGCCAAACGCAGAACCAGCAGUGAGGACAGCUCUUUGGAACCUGACCUGGCUGACCUCAGUCUGGAUGACAGCUGUAACCUGGCUCUGGGAGCCGAGGCCUGCAACACCUUCGAGUUCCUCCCCGCCCCGGCGGAGGUGCUGCCCUCUCCCAGUCCGCUGCUCCGAGACUUGCCCAAAUACAGCAGAGGCAGCGGCGGUGGCGGGAGCAAGAGUUUUGACAUGAAGCAUGCGGGUCACGUCCCCGCGGCACUGACUGCUGCAGAGUCUGCUCCAGCCUGUUUUACUGCCAAAGAACACAUGGAGGUUGCUGUGGACACGGUGGAAGGGUUCACUGAGCCUAGCGGCAGAAGCGAAGACAUGCCGUCCAGCUGCACUGGAACAGCAAGACCUGGCAGCCCUCCAGCUUCUGCCAAGGCGCCAUGGGGCAACAGGGAGGCCGAACCUGCAGCUGCAGAAGCAGCAGGUGCAGCAGCAGGUGUAGCAGCAGUUAACCAGGGGGCGGAGGCUGCAGGUGGAGCUUCUGAAGGAGAAGCUCUGGCUGAGGAUGACUACCAGGCGUACUACCUGAGCGCUGCAUCAGAGGAGGGAGCCGACAAGCAGCUGGCCGACAGCCACCAGGAGGAAGAGCCAGACAUCUUUGCAGGAAUUAAACCUCUGGAGCAGGCAGGACGCAUGGAAGUGCUGUUUGCAUGUGCUGAAGCCUUGUAUGCUCAUGGCUACAGUAAUGAGGCAUGUCAGCUGGCUGUGGAGCUGGCCAGAGACCUGCUGGCUAACCCUCCUGACCUGAAGGUGGAGCAACCCCAGACCAAGGGCAAGAAGAGCAAGGUGUCGACCAGCCGUCAGACUCAGGUGGCCACCAACACUCUGUCCAAAGCUGCCUUCCUCCUCACAGUCCUCAGCGAGAGGCUGGAGCUCCACAACCUGGCUUUCAGCACCGGAAUGUUCUCUCUGGAGCUGCAGAGGCCGCCUGCUUCGACUAAAGCUCUGGAGGUGAAGCUGGCCUACCAGGAGUCUGAGGUGGUGGCGCUGUUGAAGAAGAUUCCCCUGGGCCUGGUGGAGAUGUCGGCCAUCAGAGAGCGAGCCGAGCAGCUCAGGGAUGGAAACCUCUGUGAUUACAGACCGGUGCUGCCGUUGAUGUUGGCCAGUUUCAUAUUUGAUGUUCUCUGCACCCCAGUUGUGUCCCCAACUGGUUCCCGUCCACCCAGUCGCAACCGAAACAAUGAGAUGCCCGGGGACGAAGAGCUGGGCUUUGAAGCUGCUGUAGCUGCUCUUGGUAUGAAGACGACAGUCAGCGAGGCAGAGCAUCCUUUGCUGUGUGAAGGAACUCGGCGGGUGAAGGGUGACCUGGCUUUAGCCCUCAUGAUCACCUACAAGGAUGACCAAAGCAAACUCAAGAAGAUCCUGGAUAAGCUGCUAGACAGGGAGAGCCAGACCCACAAGCCUCAGACUCUGAGCUCAUUCUACUCCAGCAAGCCAGCAGGGGGCAGUCAGCGCAGCCCGUCCAAACACACCACUGGGAGCCACAGCGGGAUUGGAGGCGCCACCGGAGGGGUCACCAAACAUGCCUUGUCAUCAUCCUCAUCCAACACCUUGGCCGCGUCUUCCUCCAGCUCUUCCUCUGCUGUGGCUCUGGCUGGGGAGGAAGUGACCUCACAGGUCGAGCUCAGCCUGCUGCAGAACAGCACAGCUGGAGAGAACGCUGCUGACACCAAGGAGCAUGUUUCAGAUGGAGCACAGUUAUCAAGUGAGCAGCAGAAUGAAACGGCGUCCUUCAAAUCGGAGGCCACAGUUCCCAGUCGACUGGCUCUAGGGGGGCGCUGCGGCUACAGCCAACGUUGCUGGGGCUCGCCUGUCCGCCAGAAGAAGAAACACACUGGCAUGGCGAGCAUAGACAGCAGUGCUCCUGAGACGACCUCAGACAGCUCCCCGACCCUCAGCCGGAGGCCGCUCCGGGGUGGAUGGGCGGCGGCGUCCUGGGCGCGCGGACAGGACAGCGACAGCAUCAGCAGCUCUUCAUCAGACUCGCUGGGCUCCUCCUCCUCCAGUGGUUCACGCAGGACUGGGGGCGGGGCUAGGGCCAAGAGCACUGACACCAGCAGGUAUAAGGGGCGCCGUCUGGAGUGUCAUGCCCCCCAUGUGCCCAACCAGCCCUCCGAGGCAGCAGCCCAUUUUUACUUUGAAUUGGCCAAGACGGUGCUGAUCAAAGCCGGAGGGAACUCCUCCACCUCCAUCUUCACCCAGCCCUCAGCCAGCGGCGGUCACCAGGGGCCACACAGGAACCUCCAUCUCUGUGCCUUCGAGAUUGGACUGUACGCUCUUGGCCUCCACAAUUUUGUUUCGCCCAACUGGCUGUCCAGGACCUACUCAUCUCAUGUCUCCUGGAUAACUGGCCAAGCGAUGGAGAUCGGCAGCGCAGCCCUGAAUAUUCUGGUGGAGUGCUGGGAUGGCCACCUGACUCCACCAGAGGUGGCGUCCCUGGCAGACCGGGCAUCACGGGCCAGGGACCCCAACAUGGUCCGGGCGGCUGCAGAGCUGGCGCUCAGCUGCCUGCCUCACGCUCACGCACUCAACCCCAAUGAGAUCCAGAGAGCCUUGGUUCAGUGCAAAGAACAGGACAACGUGAUGCUGGAGAAGGCCUGCAUGGCCGUAGAGGAGGCAGCGAAGGGCGGCGGCGUUUAUCCUGAGGUCCUGUUCGAGGUGGCCCAUCAGUGGUACUGGCUGUAUGAACAGUCAGUGGGUGGCGGUGCUGGCCAGCAGCGGGAGCCUGCAGGCCGCUGCGGGGCCAACGGGAGCUCUGGCCGGAGGCCCCCAGAUGCCUCCUGCAGUGUGCUGGACGGCGUAGCUAACAUGGACUCUUCGGGCGUGGGAGCGGUCACAGCUUCGGUCACUGCGGCGGCCAUCGUCCCCGUCAUCUCUGUGGGCUCCACCAUUUACCAGUCCCAUCCUAUUCCUGGCCAGGCCAUGUCCCACCCCCACAGUCAGGGGCUACACCCCUACACCACCAUCCAGGCACACCUUCCCUCCGUCUGCACCCCUCAGUACCUGGGACACCCUCUGCAGCAUGUACCCCGGCCUGCCGUCUUCCCUGUCACUGGGGCUUCAUAUCCGCAGGGGAUGCAUCCAGCUUUCAUCGGGGCCCAGUACCCCUUCUCAAUGGCUCCCGGCCCCCAGCCCUCUCUGUCCGCCGCGGCCGUCACCUUCCCAGCCGUCCCCGUGCCGUCCAUGACUCAGAUUGCCGUCCACCCGUACCACACCGAGACGGGCCUGCCCCUGAGCACCACCGUGGCAGUGGGCAGCGUCCACUCUGGCCCCACCAUUCAGGCCAUACAGGGGGCGUCUCUGCCCGCCGUCUCCCCCCAGCCCGCUCCGCUGGUGAGCGCCCCCUUCACAGCAGAAGAUGAGCAGCACAGCCAGCCAAUCAGCCAGCAGGGCCUGCACUACCUGCACUCAGCCUACAGAGUUGGCAUGCUGGCGCUGGAGAUGCUGGGCAGGAGGGCUCAUAACGACCAUCCCAACAACUUCUCCAGAAGUCCACCUUACACUGAAGAUGUAAAGUGGCUGCUGGGACUGGCUGCACGACUAGGAGUCAACUAUGUGUACCAGUUCUGUGUCGGAGCAGCCAAAGGUGUCCUCAGUCCAUUCGUCCUGCAGGAGAUCAUCAUGGAGGCUCUGCAGAGGCUGAAUCCUGCCCACAUCCACGCUCACCUCCGCACGCCUGCUUUCCACCAGCUGGUGCAGCGCUGCCAGCAGGCAUACCUACAGUACAUCCACCAUCGACUCAUCCACCUGACACCUGCAGACUAUGACGACUUCGUCAACAUCAUCCGCAGCGCCCGGGGGGCUUUUUGCCUCACGCCGGUGGGGAUGAUGCAGUUCAACGACGUGCUGCAGAAUCUCAAGAGAGGCAAACAGACCAAGGAGCUGUGGCAGCGCAUCUCGCUGGAGAUGGCCACAUUCUCCCCGUAAACAGCAGCACACAGCCUCCAGCUUUACUACUGCCACCCCACUGAGCCAGGCACAUCCCCCACAGGGCCCCACUCAGUCAGGGGCCCCCUUCCUUCUCUCCUGUGUGGCCUCAAGCUAAAGAGUCUGUAGCUGGCUCUGUGUCCCUCAUCCAUGGAUUCCCAGGUUGUGUUUGUUCACUCGGGUAUCAUCAGUGGAGAAGCCUGGUCGCCGUUUUGAUCCACCGCCAUAAACCUGUGUUUAACCACGAGCCACAGUGUACCCCCUUUUUUUUUUUUUUUGACUCGCUUAGACGUCUUGAUGUUGUUUCCAUUUCUAGUGUUUUUAAGAAUUUCUUUGCUCAGUUUAGUUUGGAUUGAAACAUUUGGUGAGGUUCUUCGUCAUGCUGCGACAUUCCAAUCCAGAGGGCGGAGUGAUGGUUGGCCUGUUUCUGUCCAUCUCAACCUCUAGCAGCGUGAGACAAGAAGAGAAGAAGCUAACUGUUUGUUCUGCGGAUGUUUUAGGGUUUUGUAUAAACUUUUUGAUAUUUUCUACUGACUGAGUGAUGCUUACAAACGGGACUGGGGGGAGGAUGAAGCUCAAACGCUGCUGUUGGUUGUCAUGACGAUCCAUAUUUACAUUUCUACUCCAGACCAAAACGGGACUCCAGUUGGCACUGUCCAACAGACGGACAAUCUGUACCGGGACUCAUCGGUCAUGCUGGGUGUCGCUGUAAAUUGUGAAGAAAAAGGAGGUGGGACUUUUUUGAAGGGUGGCAGCUUUAUUCGUUUUUAUUUCAUUACUCCUGAGGAAGUCGCCAAGAGCUUCCCCAAGCGGAACCAACAGGAUAGCGGCGACCCUGCAGAGUCAGUCGCAGCCGGCCACGCUGCCCUGAGAGCUCCUCAUCUUCCUGCCUCUGCUCACCGAUUCCCAUUUCCGAGUCACCAGGCUUCUUCGGAGCUCCGUGUUGAGCUUCCAAGGUAAUUCCUGUUUCCGGACCAGGUGUUCAAAAAGGGACCCAUCUAAGAGAUACUGGCCAGUGGAACUCCAGGACCAGGAUCAGGGAAUGCGGGAGAACGGCGUUCCUGUUGGGUGGAAACAUUGGAUCAGAUCCCCUUCUAGGACACACGGUGGCUCCGUCCCAUUGUUUAGACUUUUGCUUUCAAAGAUGCAACUUUAAAACUGAGCACUUUGCACAUAUGGGUCCCCUGUAGAUCUGUUUGAUUAAGACUUCAUUUAGGUGUUUGCCCCAGCGAACAUUGAGGCGUGAGCAUGGACUUCCCUGGACACCGUCCCUCAGUCGGACGAGGCAGCUUAUCCACAGGCCAGGAGUGCAGGAGGCUGGGGAGGGAGGCUCCGAUCCAGCUGUGCUGCAGCUCUGGAAACGACCCGCCUCCAUGACUCAUGUUAAGACAUGAUUGCCAGCACUUCACCACACCCGACUUGAGAGACAGGUGUUUUUAACUGGAGCACUUCUUCAGCUGGGUUGGCUCCACGGUGCUGUUAUCCUUUAGGAUACAUCGAUCCUCUCUGUCCAGACAGCUGUUGUCUUUCUGAACCAGUUCUGAGCCUCACAGGUGAAGGCGAGUGUAGAAAAUGUUCUGUGAUAUUUUUGUAUUUCUCAGAACUGUAGCUUAAUCCAUGGGUUCUAUAUAAACAUAUUGUAAAAGAUUCUAAUUUAGAGUAAAAAAAAAAAAGGAAAAAAAAAGAAA
This is a messenger RNA of Poeciliopsis prolifica (blackstripe livebearer), 8939 nucleotides long. It is a transcript of the gene zswim8, whose product is annotated as zinc finger, SWIM-type containing 8. Gene Ontology annotation, cellular component: Cul2-RING ubiquitin ligase complex. NCBI's taxonomy places the organism in Eukaryota, Metazoa, Chordata, Actinopteri, Cyprinodontiformes, Poeciliidae. The record is from RefSeq and is a predicted model, not a curated record. The transcript has 26 exons. Bases 1399 to 7251 code for a protein of 1950 amino acids. Gene Ontology annotation, molecular function: zinc ion binding.